Molecule: messenger RNA, 11751 nt
Organism: Sceloporus undulatus (fence lizard)
Lineage: Eukaryota; Metazoa; Chordata; Lepidosauria; Squamata; Phrynosomatidae
Gene: PCNX1
Product: pecanex 1
Exons: 37
Coding region: 257-7528 (2423 amino acids)
Cellular component (GO): membrane
Source: RefSeq, a predicted model, not a curated record
AGGCGGGCCGAGGCCCGGACCUAAGAUGGCGGCGGCGCUGGCGGGGGGGAAGAGGAGGCGGCGGAGGCGGAGGCGCAGGAGCGGCUGCUGGCGGCAGCGGCUCCUCCUCGGGUGGCUGUCGCGAGGCGGCGGCGGUGGCGGUGGCUGCGGGGGUCUGGGCGGAUAGAGAGCGAGCAAGCGAGGGAAGAAGCGAGCGGUCCAGGCCUCCUCCUCCUCCUCCUGGGCUGCCGCCGCCGCCGCCGCCGCCACCUCCGCCAUGGGCUCCCAGGUGCUGCAGAUCCUGCGCCAAGGCGUGUGGGCCGCCCUGAGCGGAGGAUGGUACCAGGACCCCCACCAGGGCGCCGGGGUGAACGCGCUCCACCUCUACCUCUGGCUCUUCCUGCUCGGCUUCCCCUUCACCCUCUACAUGGCUCUUCCUUCUUCCAUGGUGAUAGUAGCAAUAUAUUGCCCAGUGAUAGCAGCUCUCUUCGUUGUUCUGAAAAUGGUAAAUUACCGUUUGCACAGAGCACUUGAUGAAGGUGAGAUUGUGGAGAGGAAUGCCAAUGAAUGCAUGGACCGGGGUGCAAAAACAGAACAAGAUAAUUCUUCUGCCAGAAGAAAGGACAGUAAUGGACCUAGCGAUCCUGGUGGAGGGAUUGAGAUGUCAGAGUUUGUUCGAGAAGCAACUCCACCGGUAGGCUGCAGUUCAAGAAAUUCCUUUGCUGGCCUAGACUUAAACAAUCAGAUUGGACCUGGUUUAUCUCGUCGUGGAACAGCAGCUACCAUUAAAGAGGAUGUAGAGAAUACUGGUCCUGUCUCUCUACCAGAAGAUGUUGAACUUUUCUCUGAUGUAGUUGUGUGCAUGGCCAAGGCCCACAGGAUCAUAAUUAAGUUAGCCUCGGCUCUUGUUGAUGACCCAGUGUUCCAGCUGAAAAGAUUCUAUGAAGCUUGCCUAUCAUUAGUGGAAAUGCUUUUGCAUUUUGUGGCAACUCAUUCAGAACCUUCCUUACCUGUUCAGGUGUUGAUGGUUCUUCACUUUCUUCUUCAUCUCUGUAGUCUGGGACUGGCUUUCUCCUCUCUGAAAGUAUACUUGACUGCUAUAGUGGCAAACCAACCUUCUGGUUCCCAUUCUACAACUGUUUUCUCAGAUUUGGCAGCCGAUCGGAAGACUUUCCAUCUGGUCUCCAUUGAUUCCUUUGUAUCCAUUCAGCCAUCCUUGUCAUCUGCACAGGAAUUACCAAGAGACUUCAGUGACAAAGUGUGCCUCUCUAAUAACCACCACAUAGAUCAGUCUUUGUCUAAUGUGUGUGACACUGAAGUGGCUUCUCUUGUGCCCUUGCAUUCACACUCCUAUAGAAAAGACCACAGGCCACGAGGGGUGCCGAGAACUUCAAGUUCAGCUGUUGCUUUUCCAGAUGUAUCACUAAAUGACUUUCCCCUCUAUCAGCAAAGACGAGGGCUGGAUACAGUCAGUGAGUUAGAAGCCUCUAAGCCCCGGUUGGGAUCCAAAGAAUCUUUAGCUGAAAACUCUUGUAUUUCUGGUGUUUUUCAGCUGGAUGAUAUUCUGAAAUGUAGCAGCCCACAAUUGCUGGCCAAAAGCAACAAGAGUAAAUCCUUGCAAGCAGACAAAAGUGUGGAUAGUCUCAGAAGCUUGAGUACUCGAAGUAGUGGCUCAACAGAGAGCUAUUGUAGUGGGACUGAUCGUGAUACUAUCAGUACUGUCAGCAGCUACAAAAGUGAGCAGACAAGUUCCACUCACAUAGAGAGUGUUUUGUCUGAACACGAAGAGUCACCCAAAGAAGAAAAGGCAAGCAGCAAGAAAAAGGACUGCUCUGUUGAUUCCGAUGAUUGUAGUUUUGCUACUGACAAAAGGACUAGCAGUGAAAGAACUGUAGAAAUGAAUGCUACCAGUUGCAUUCAGGAGCAAGGAGGGUUGAAUGCAUUGCAGGAUAUGCACAAUCAAAGGUCCCUUAGCACCUCCAUUUCAGAAGAGGCAAAUAAAAAUCCCCAUGCAAAUGAACUGUCAACACAAGCAGAUCAACCACCUGGGAAACCUGCUGAUAAGAGAGAGGAGCAGAAAGAGAAAGCUUCCCUGGUUGACUCAAGGACUUGUAAGGAGACAGUCGGAAAGCAGAAGGAGGGGGAUGUACGGCCAAAAUCGUGUAGCUUAAUUCAUCGAACAGCUUCAGCUCACAAGUCCAACAGGAGAAGGACAGGGAAAAAACGAGCUAGUAGUUUUGACACCAGUCGGCACAAGGAGUAUAUUUCAUUCCGAGGUAUACCUGGUACCAAACCCCAAAGUGCGGGUUUUUGCCAUGACGAAGACUCAAGUGAUCAAAGUGACUUGAGUAGGACUUCAAGUAUGCAAUCAGCCCAUCAGUUCAGCAGUGAUAGCUCUUCCAGCACCACCUCCCAUUCUUGCCAGUCUCCUGACGGGAAAUACAAUGCCCUAAAGACCAAAUAUAUUGCAAAGGAGAAGGGCACAGACUUGGAAAACUCUUACAAAAUCCACUUGAGCUCUGAGGCAAAUGGCAAAAAGCAUUCAACACGACGAACUUCCAACACAAGCUGUGCCAAGAAUCGUAUCAGGGUAUUAAGUCUGGACAGCAGUACUGUAGCCUGUUUGAAUGAUCCAAAUCUAAUGAUGCCAGAUACCAUAAAACAACUAACAACAUCUAAAUCAGACUUAGAGGCCAAAGAGGGAGAGGUGCUUGAUGAGCUAUCUCUGUUGGGAAGGGCUUCACAUCUAGAAUCAGUCACUCGUUCUAGGAAUAGCUUACCAAGCCAGACUAUGUUUGCCGAAGGGGAAGAGCAGGAACAGGGGAGUGUCGCAGCACAAGCCAGUGAGGAGGCGGUCACAGUUCGUCGUGAACGCAGCACAUUUAGGCGUCAGGCAGUGCGGCGCCGUCACAAUGCAGGGAGUAACCCUACCCCUCCUUCAUUGCUCAUCGGCUCACCCCUCAGCCUUCAAGAUGUUCAGCAAGGUCACCAGUCCACAACCCAAGUCAAAGUCCAGUCCCGCCCCCACUCCCAGGCCGCUGUGCUCAGUGCUAGUGCCUCCUUGCUGGUGAGAAAUGGGAGUAUCCACUUAGAAGCAUCACAUGACAAUGCAUCUGCUGUUGGCAGCAGCAGUUUGCACGAUGAACUUGGUAAGUUCAGUUCUACACUCUACGAGACAGGGGGCUGUGAUAUGUCACUUGUGAAUUUUGAGCCAGCUGGAAGAAGAACAUCUAAUAUCUGUGACUCGGAUUCUCAUGUAUCAAGUUCUACCUCAGUUCGUUUUUAUCCACAUGAUUUACUUUCCCUCCCCCAGAUCAGGCUGAACAGGCUGUUGACCAUAGAUACUGAUCUUUUGGAGCAUCAAGACAUUGACCUAAGCCCUGAUCUUCAGGACCAUCUGCAGCCUCAAGAGGAAGCAGCUCAAAAAGUCAAACACUAUUAUCGCUUUUGGAUCCUCCCCAAGAUCUGGAUUGGCAUCAAUUUUGAUAGGCUGACUCUUUUGGCUUUGUUUGACAGGAAUCGUGAAAUCCUGGAAAAUGUAUUAGCUGUCAUCCUAGCUAUCCAAGUGGCUUUCUUGGGUUCUGUACUUCUUAUAGAGGGCUUCUUCAAGGAUAUCUGGGUCUUCCAAUUUUGUCUGGUGAUUGCUAGCUGCCAGUAUUCCUUGCUCAAGAGCGUCCAGCCAGAUUCUUCAUCACCUCGACAUGGUCAUAACCGAAUCAUAGCCUAUAGCAGGCCUGUUUACUUCUGCAUAUGCUGCAGUCUGAUUUGGCUAUUGGACUAUGGCAGCAAGAGCACUUUCACUGCAAGGUUUCAGCUCUAUGGAAUGGCUUUCACUAAUCCAAUUUUGCUGCUUUCAGCAAGGGACUUGAUUAUAGUGUUUACACUAUGUUUUCCUAUAGUGUUCUUCAUUGGUCUUCUGCCUCAAGUGAACACAUUUUUGAUGUAUCUUUGUGAACAGUUAGAUAUUCAUGUUUUUGGUGGAAAUGCUACCACAAGCCUGCUUGCAGCACUUUACAGUUUUAUCUGUAGUAUUGUGGCAGUAGCAUUAUUGUAUGGAUUGUGUUAUGGUGCCCUAAAGGAUUCUUGGGAUGGCCAACAUAUUCCAGUGCUCUUUUCAGUGUUCUGUGGUAUGUUAGUGGCAACAUCAUAUCAUCUGAGCAGACAAAGUAGUGACCCUUCUGUUCUUUUCUCUUUAGUGCAAUCAAAACUUUUUCCCACAUCAGAAGAUAAAAACCCAGAGGAUCCUCUAGCUGAAGUUAAAGAUCCAUUACCUGAAAAACUUAGAAAUUCAGUGAGUGAACGUUUACAAUCUGAUCUUGUUGUUUGCAUCGUCAUCGGUGUGCUUUACUUUGCAAUUCAUGUUAGCACAGUAUUCACGGUCCUGCAGCCUGUCUUGAGCUAUGUUCUUUAUGCAUUGGUGGGAUCGGUUGGUUUUAUGACCCAUUAUGUUCUGCCUCAACUCCGAAAGCAGCUCCCCUGGCACUGUUUUUCUCAUCCAUUGUUGAAAACCAAGGAAUACUAUCAAUUUGAAGUUCGCAAUGCAGCACAUGUGAUGUGGUUUGAGAAACUUCAUAUUUGGCUUCUUUUUGUGGAGAAGAAUAUUAUCUACCCUUUGAUAGUCCUCAAUGAGCUCAGCAGUAGUGCAAAGGCUAUUGCUAGUCCAAAAAGACUGGAUACAGAAAUUGGUGCUUUAAUGAUUACUAUAGCUGGCAUGAAGCUGUUGCGCUCCUCUUUCAGCAACCCAACCUACCAGUAUGUUACUGUCAUUUUCACAGUGCUUUUCUUUACCUUUGACUACAAACAUUUCUCGGAGACAAUGCUGCUAGACUUGUUCUUCAUGUCCAUACUCUUUAGCAAGCUUUGGGAGCUUUUUUACAAGUUGAGAUUUGUGUACACUUACAUUGCUCCUUGGCAAAUCACCUGGGGAUCUGCUUUCCAUGCUUUCGCCCAGCCUUUUGCAGUGCCUCAUUCUGCAAUGCUUUUUGUUCAAGCAAUUGUCUCUGCAUUUUUCUCUACCCCCUUAAAUCCAUUUCUGGGAAGUGCAAUAUUCAUCACUUCUUACGUCAGACCUGUCAAGUUCUGGGAGAGAGACUACAACACAAAGCGAGUGGACCACUCAAACACAAGACUGGCUUCUCAGCUUGAUAGGAAUCCAGGUUCAGAUGACAAUAACUUGAAUUCCAUCUUUUAUGAACAUCUGUCUCGGUCCCUUCAGCACAGCCUGUGUGGUGAUCUGCUUCUUGGAAGAUGGGGGAACUACAGUACUGGAGACUGCUUUAUUCUUGCUUCUGACUACCUCAAUGCACUAGUACACAUUAUAGAGAUAGGCAAUGGUUUGGUUACCUUCCAGCUUAGAGGGCUUGAAUUUAGAGGAACUUAUUGUCAGCAACGAGAAGUAGAAGCUAUCACUGAGGGUGUAGAGGAAGAUGAAGGGUUUUGUUGCUGUGAACCUGGUCAUAUCCCUCACAUGCUGUCUUUCAAUGCUGCUUUUGGCCAACGUUGGCUGGCCUGGGAAGUUCUGGUCACAAAGUAUGUUUUGGAGGGCUACAGUAUCACGGACAAUAGUGCUGCUUCCAUGCUUCAAGUAUUUGACCUGAGAAAAAUACUCACUACAUACUAUGUCAAGGGUAUCAUCUAUUAUGUAACAUCCUCCCCAAAGCUAGAGGAAUGGUUAUCAAAUGAAACAAUGCAGGAAGGGCUGCAGCAGUGUGCAGACCAAAAUUAUGUUGAUGUGGACCCUACAUUUAAUCCUAAUAUUGAUGAGGAUUAUGACCACCGGCUAGCAGGAAUAUCCAGAGAGAGUUUUUGUGUCAUUUACCUCAACUGGAUAGAAUAUUGCUGCUCUCGGAGAGAAAAGCCUCUAAACACAGAUAAAGAUUCUUCCCUAGUCACUCUUUGCUAUGGACUCUGUGUUCUUGGUCGGAGAGCUUUGGGAACUGCUUCACAUCAUAUGGCUAGUAAUCUGGAAUCUUUCCUGUAUGGACUUCAUGCAUUGUUUAAAGGAGACUUUCGUAUUUCAUCAAUUCGAGAUGAAUGGAUCUUUGCAGACAUGGAGUUGCUGAGGAAAGUGGUGGUACCUGGAAUACGCAUGUCAUUAAAACUGCAUCAGGACCAUUUCACUUCUCCAGAUGAAUAUGAUGACCCCACCAUUCUCUAUGAAGCAAUCACAUCCCAUGAACAAAAUCUGGUUAUAGCUCAUGAGGGGGACCCUGCUUGGAGAAGUGCUGUCCUUUCCAAUUCUCCCUCCCUGCUUGCCCUUCGCCAUGUGAUGGACGAUGGUACUAAUGAAUACAAAAUUAUCAUGCUGAACAAGCGCUAUCUAAUUUUCAGAGUCAUUAAAGUGAAUAAGGAGUGUGUGCGUGGCCUUUGGGCUGGGCAGCAGCAGGAGCUGGUCUUCUUGCGCAAUCGGAACCCAGAAAGAGGGAGCAUCCAAAAUGCCAAACAAGCUUUGAGAAACAUGAUAAACUCAUCUUGUGAUCAGCCUAUUGGAUAUCCAAUCUAUGUGUCACCUUUGACUACUUCUUACUCAGACAGUCAUGAGCAGCUCAAAGAAAUUCUUGGAGGUGCCAUUAGUUUGGGAAAUAUCAAGAGCUUCAUAGUCUCUACAUGGCAUAGGUUAAGAAAAGGCUGUGGUGCUGGCUGCAACAGUGGAGGAAACAUUGAAGACUCAGAUGCUGGAGGUGGAGCUUCUUGCACAAGUAACAGCGCAACUGCCAAUGACUCUCAGAGCAACGUAUCUCAAGGAGGAGGGGGAGGGAAUACAGCUGUUGGACAGACACCUGGAGCAGGACUGCAUCCUCCUAUCUCUUCUCACCCUGCCACUCUAGGCACCAGCCAUAGUGCUCAUUCUGUACAGUCCAGCCUUGUCAGACAUUCCCCUGCUCGUGCCUCAGUUGCCAGCCAGUCAUCCUAUUGCUACAGCAGUCGUCAUUCAUCCCUCCGCACUUCCACUACUGGCUUUGUGCCUUGCCGGCGCUCUUCCACCAGUCAGCUCUCCCUUCGUAACCUUCCAUCAUCCAUCCAGUCCCGUCUGUCUAUGGUGAACCAAAUGGAACCUGCUAGCCAGACAGGGGCUGUCAAUGUGCAGCAUGGCCUACCUUCUUCAAGCAGCUCCAGCCAAAGCAUCCCAGCCUGCAAACAGCAUGCUCUUGUUGGUUUUCUAGGGACAGAUGGAAUGAAUAAUAUUAUUGAUAUGCAAGGAGGCACAAAUGUGAGCCCUGUAAGCCACACACAAACCAAAAGGGAUGAUGUUGUUUACAGAAUCCAGAUAAUUGAUACCAGCCAAGUACUGGAAGGGAUCAACUUGUCUAAAAGAAAAGAGCUUCAGUGGCCAGAUGAAAUGAUAAGGUUAAAAGCUGGAAGGAACAGCUGGAAAGAUUGGAGUCCUCAGGAAGGCAUGGAAGGCCAUGUGAUUCACCGUUGGGUGCCUUGCAGCAGAGAUCCAGGAAGUAGAUCUCACAUAGACAAAACCAUACUGCUGGUCCAGAUUGAAGACAAAUAUGUUGCUGUGAUUGAAACUGGAGUCCUGGAACUAGGGGCUGAAGUAUGACGUGCUUUUCAUAGUUGACUUCUUGUCCAUUUCCAAAAGAUUUAAAAAUGAGGUGGGAAUCUCAAGAGGAUGCUUCUGAUGCCUCAAGUAAUAGGAAAAGACUUGAAAAACAACUCAAUGGGUGUGUCAGCCUCUGGCCGAAAUAAAUAGGAGGGCCUUUUUCUGGUAUUUUUCAAAUUAGCUGCUGAGGAAAACUUUGUGCAUGAAGGGUAAACACAACAUAUCUUUGUUUUGUAUUUUAUUUUAUGCAUUGCAAUGCUUUGAAAGAAUCCCACAUUUUAGUUUUUAAAAGGAACAUCUCAUUUUUUAAAAAUUGUUUUGCCAAAAAUGGCCAUGUGUUGUCACAGUAAUGUAGAAUCUGUUUGUUCUUUCCUUUUAAAAUUACUGAGUAGCAUACAAAGUUUGAGUUCAGUGUAAAGCAGAAUUGAGGAUUCGUUCAUAGUAAGUGUGACCAGACUUAGAUUCUUAUUCCUUGUGAGUUAAAAAAAUCAAUGGGGAAAAAAACUGCACUAAUUUUUUAUGGCAAUGCACUAAAAAAUCUGAGAUCCCUCAGAACAUUUAUUUAUAUAUAUAUAAUAUGUAUAUAAAUAUAUUAAAAGAAGAAAAUACAAUUAUUUAAAUUGCCUUUGGGAUUAACCCUCUCCCACUCCAUAUUCAUAUUGAUGAUAGGAAAUGUGCCAUUGAUUCAUUUUGUUGUUGUUGUUGUUUAAUACAUUAUAUUGCACAUCUGUGCAUUCAUACUAUCCUAUUCACAAUAUAUGAUGGAGUAUAAAUAAUUAUAGAAUAAAACAUCAGAUAUUUCUGUUCUUCAUUUUAAAAAGCGAUGGUGCAAAGGUGCAGCAAUUUCACAGUUUUAUGUAGGCCCAAUCACACAAUUGUGCUUUUUCUUUUUCUCUCUUUGACUGGUUUCCAAUUGGGUGCCAGCAAAAAUACAUUACUAGCAUCCUUUGGAAGAAACUUACUUUUUGUAAGGAAAACUGGAUGGGCCCAGUUUUGUUGUUCUUCUUCUUUUUAAUGGUAUUGUGGCUUUAUCUCUGUGUUGGGACUUCUUAGCAUAUUCAAUCAGGUGAAACAACGUGACUUUUUUAUUAUUAGAUCAAAAUAGAGAAUGCACCGCCUGAUGAUCAUACCAUUUCGCCUUUUAGCUCCCUUUAGUCAUUAUUAUUUUUUUGUGACUUGAAUUUUAUUUUCAGCUAUUAUAUAUUCUACAAUAACUGUAGUUUUGAGUAUAACUGUGAAGAUGAUUUAUGUUACAUAUCUUAGGUUUUACCGUGUUUGAGGGGUUUUUUAGUGUGUUUUCAGGGAAACAAGUUACUUACACAGCAUUGGGACAGGGAGCAGAAGCCACAGCAUAUUCCAUAACUUGCUGCUUCUAUGACUUUUUUGCCACAGUCAUGAAAAGAUGUAUAUGUAGUGAUGGUUUUCUUCAUGUAAACUGGAAUACAGUCUAUAGUUGCAGCUUUUAGAAGCAGCCAUCUUCUCUCCUCUUUAAUGUUCUCACUAUUAAGUUAAAAUGAUUCAUGGGUGAUCAUGCAAGGGAGGCAUUGCAGUUAAAUCAAAAACAUAGUACAUCUAGUGAAGGAGCUGAAAUUUUGUAUCAUUCAAAGAAAUUUGAAGUAAUAGCCCAGUGCUAUUUGGGGGGGGGGACUUUGGACUACGUAAAGUAGCAAUAAGUUGAACAUUGUUUUAUUUUCCCAAUACACUGGGUUUCACUGCUGCAAAUACGACUUGCCAUGCGUGUAAAAUCACAAGCUUAUUUUGGAAAAGAGGUUACAUACAUGAAUGUAAGAAGAUCUUUUAAAAUAUUGCUUUGCUGAGCUGGAGUGCUGCCUCUGUGCAUCAGUUAAUCACAUGAAUGGCUUGAUGUCUUCAAUUUAGCACCUGACUAUUGAUGUUUUCAUUAUUAUACAGGCAUGAAGUGAAACCAGCUUCUAUGUUUUAAUAGAUCAUUCUUUGUUCCCUUCUCGCCUGCCAACUACAUAUUUGUUCUUUUAUCACUUGCAUCUUGAGUUUCCCAAGAAACUCACAAGGAAAAGGCAACCAUCCUUUUAAGAUAAUAAUGGUUAGUUUCUUACACAAUUAAAUCUAUCAUUACCCUUUUUUUAGUUUUGGCUUAAAUGAGGCAAGGACUGUCUAUAUUAGAUUACUCUGAAAACAAGGUAUUUCGCUUUUCUGACAUCAUCCUUCUGUGAAUCAAAUGUUCUCUCUCAUUUGGGAUUAAAAUGUAAAACUUAGAGAGUAAGUGUGUAAGUUCAAGACUUCAGGUAUAGGUUUUAGUAUUUAACAUUUGAAUCCAUUUAUAAUUUGGUUGGAAGCAUUGAUUUUGGAUAUACCAGUAUAUAAAAUCCAUCUAGCUUGCAGCGAAUGUCUGCAAGAAGAUACGUAAAUUCAUAUGGCAGAAGCCCUUGAACAGUUCCUUAGGACAAAAUGCAAGCAGUAGAAUUACUAUUUGUGAGACCCAUUAACCCAUCAGUAUGGGUUCUACUGUUCAAUCGCUCAUCCUCAGGUUUCUUAACUUGACCAUAUCCCAUUAAUUUGGGAAUCAAGCUCUGGGAUACUUGGUUUUUGUAUGACCACCUACUUAAUUGAUAUAGAGUUUAUGCGCAAAACUCAUUUGUUUUUAUUCACUGUAUUAGGUCAGCUUUUAAACCAAAAUGAAAAAAAAUGCUACACAGCUUUCAUUAUAUGAAGCUACAAUAUCAUCCAGCAUUUCUGUGGUUAUAUUAUAAUUUGUCCAACAAGAUAUGCAAUCUGUUUUUGAAUUCCUAAAACUUCAGAAAUCUUUGUUAUUCUGUUCUCAAUAUUGUAUGCACCUCAUGAUCCAUUAGUAUAGAUUAAUUUCUCACACUAAGGUUAGUUUCUGCUAAUAUACAUAUCUAGGAAUACUUUAUGGAAAUUUGUCUUCGUACAGUUGAUAUCUUUAAAUCUAUAUUUUAUAACCUGACUACAAUACUAGAGUUGAUCUUUAAAUGCAAAAGCUUUGAUAACUGCCCAGUUGAAUAUCCUGGGGAAAGAAAUCAGAAUCUUUCCUUACCUCAUUUUGAAAUGCUUUGAUUUUGUUACAGAACAAAUGAUUCUGCACACACCAAAUAUCAGAGUAGUGAAUUGAAUCCUUCCUUGUCAACUUGGAAAUGGAAAAGUGUUCUCGGUAGGUGACGAGAGAAGCUUUUUAAAAUGGGUGCCCAUUAUAAGAGCACAUGGCAUGUUUCUGCUUUUAAUUCUGUCAUGGUUUUACCUCUCAGUCUUGGUGCUGAGGAGCUAAUGGUCACAAAAAUAUGUAAUAAUACUGAAUAGAUGUACCUCUGGAAUAGUAUGGCAGAAGCCAACGAAUGGUGCUUUAGGGCAAAAUAUUACCAAAGCAGACAGUGGAAUCCCUAAUAAUGAGACUAAAUAGUAACCCAUCAAUGUGGGUCUUUCUGUUCAAGCCCUUAAAGAAAGGAAAUAUCUCAACCAAGUGGAGUAGUAUACAUAGAAGAAAAUUUCAGAGCAUAUAGAGAUACUUCAUAUAAAGUAUGGGGUUAAGCCACCAUGGUAUUAUAUACCUGAUUUUAUUAAGGGAAUUCUUUACCUAUUAUAUAGGUUUCUACUUGUCUGGCCUUACUUGGUGUCAAAUACCCUUUGCUCUGUGAUGCUAGACAGCAUAAGAAGUUAUAGCAGUAUUUAAUAUGUGCCUUAGUAAAAUGAUGGUGGGUACAUAACACCUUGGUGGGAGCUACUCCCCUUGAAUAGUUUUCACCCAUUUUUAAAGGCUAUUUUUAAGAUGGCUGCUCCAAAAAGCUUCAUAGGCGAGCACUUUUUAAAAAUACAUGCUAUUUAAAUAUUUCUACUGUGCAUUCACACAACCCAAUAAAGUCGCUCUGCUUAUGACUUCAACAGAUGGAAAUCAUAUAGCUUGAAGGUUAAACUUUGGCAUCCUUACGAAACUUAGCCUGACAAUGAACUGCUAAUGAAUAAAUAGAGGGUGGAGGGUCAAAUUAUUGGAACUUGGAAAACGGAAUAUAUAUAUUUUACAUCAACCAGCGUAUAGAGAUCUUGCCAGGGAUAGGGUAUGUGUAUUUUGUGUGCGUGUGUGCGUGUAUCUGCGAGUGUGUUGCUGGAAACAGUCUGUAAAUAUUGUAGUUGUUUAAAACUGGGAAACCCUGAGGGGAUUUGUUUGCAAUAUAUUGCAUUGACAUGGACAGUAUUGACAGUGACGAAACAAUGAAAUAAAAAAAACUUUUUCA